AUGCAUCGACUCGAGAUCAUCCGGAGGACCAUCGCGACACUUGGCCCAGGCGCGGCCGUGUGCAGCCCUCACCAUCGCGGCAUCAGUCACUCCGCGCUUGCUGAGUUUAUGGACUGCAUGGCGUACGUCGCCUUCCCUGAAUGUGGCAGCUUGCCGACGAAGGUGGUGCCUGACCACAUGCGACACCUUGACGGCAGUACGGUACUCCAGCGGGUUCUAACUCACAUGGCUGACCUCAUUCUCUCACAGGUUUGUUCUGCUUUUCUGCUUCAAGGCCACGCGAAAAGCUGUGGAAAUGAGGCAGAGGUUGUAAAGUCAUUAAAAGAUGGCCAGGAGUCAGAACAGCAGGGCUGUGUUCUUUUCAAUGACACCCAAGCAGGUGGCACGGCGGACUCUCUUUAUCGGGAAGCAAAACAAACGGCGGCAGAGAUUGCAGAGGCGUUUUUGACGCAGGAGUUACGACUAGUACGCUGGCUUCUUCGCACGGACGCCGAAGCUAUCCUUGAGCACGAUGUCGCAUCCACCUCUCUCUCCGAGGUGGCUCUUUGUUACCCUGGUAUACGCUGCAUGCUACACCAGCGCACUGCGCAUGCGUUGCACAAGCUUGGUGCUCCCAACAACCUUACGCGUCUUCUUACAGAAAUGGGACAUUCAGCCACCGGCAUCGACAUUCAUCCUGCCGCCUCUAUUGGUCACCAUUUUUUCAUUGACCAUGGCACGGGUACCGUGAUUGGGUCGACGUCGAUCGUUGGCAACCAUGUAACUAUGUACCACGGGGUCACACUGGGGGUGGCUUCUUUUCCUGUGGAUCGGAAAACAGGAAAGAAGAUUCGGAACCUGCCGCGCCACCCCAUUGUUGAGGACAGAGUGGUCCUCUACGCCAACGCGACGGUACUCGGGCGAAUUACGAUUGGGGAAGGCAGCGUCAUCGGUGCCAACUGCCGGGUAGUAGAGAGCCUGCCCCCGAGUUCCGUCGUUACCCGCCCCAGGAAGAGAAAACCUCCCGCUGCGGGGACGGCGUGGCAAGGGGGCGAGUGGGGCGUCUGGCAGCGGCACACACACAGGGGAAGAGAGAGUGAGAAAAAAUAA
Molecule: messenger RNA, 1089 nt
Organism: Trypanosoma conorhini
Lineage: Eukaryota; Euglenozoa; Kinetoplastea; Trypanosomatida; Trypanosomatidae
Product: putative serine acetyltransferase
Exons: 1
Coding region: 1-1089 (362 amino acids)
Cellular component (GO): cytosol
Molecular function (GO): L-serine O-acetyltransferase activity
Source: RefSeq, a predicted model, not a curated record